Drosophila subobscura is the source of this 566-nucleotide messenger RNA. RefSeq names its product calmodulin-like. Bases 36 to 551 code for a protein of 171 amino acids. Gene Ontology annotation, molecular function: enzyme regulator activity; calcium ion binding. The transcript has a single exon. The record is from RefSeq and is a predicted model, not a curated record. NCBI's taxonomy places the organism in Eukaryota, Metazoa, Arthropoda, Insecta, Diptera, Drosophilidae.
CUAAUCACAAUUGAACACUCAGCACUCAUCUCUCGAUGGAUCCAAAUUUACAAUGCAAGUACGAUAGCGUGAUGCAAAAGCUAACGGAAAAAGAACUGGCGGAAUACACAAAGAGUUUUGGUCUCUUGAUCAAAAAUGAGGCCGGUGUAGUCACAAUUGACGAGCUGCGCAUUAUGGUACGCACUUUGGGCGAAAAUCCCACGGAAGCGGAGCUCGAGGAGACAUUUAAGGCCUCCGACAUUGAUGGCAAUGGCAAGAUUGACUUUAAGGAGUUUUGCUUAGUUAUGCACCGGUUCGAGAGGGAUGAAAAGCGACAGCUGUGCGAGGCAUUCAAAAUGUUUGAUCAGGAUGGCGACGGUUACAUUGGCGGCGAGGAUCUGGUUAAUGUGUGGAAGAGCAUGAACAUCGAACCCAAGAAUGUGCUCAUCGAGAGAAUGCUAAAGGCUGGCGAUGUCGAUGGCGAUGGCAAAAUCAGUUGCACGGAGUUUUUGACCAUGAUGCAGAAACCUUUCGGGCAGAAGCAGCUGCCGGGUAGAGAAACAUCUGCUUAGUGUGAGAAUUUGUGG